Cucumis melo (muskmelon) is the source of this 594-nucleotide messenger RNA. Its product is annotated as QWRF motif-containing protein 7-like. The record is from RefSeq and is a predicted model, not a curated record. NCBI's taxonomy places the organism in Eukaryota, Viridiplantae, Streptophyta, Magnoliopsida, Cucurbitales, Cucurbitaceae. Bases 1 to 594 code for a protein of 197 amino acids. The transcript has a single exon.
AUGGAGAACACACGCAUACGCCGACCAAAAUCCCCCGCCCUUCCUCCACCGCCGUCUCCCGGCAGCAAAAGCCGCUCCUCCGCUGCCAUAACCCUACCUGAGAACAACUCAUGUGCCGCAAACACAAGCCAACGCUCAACCAUUCACCGAUCAAUAUCAGUGACAAAGUCAAGAACUAAGAACAAGGAUGAAGAGAAUUUAAACCCCUUGAAUUGUAAAACCAAGGCAGGUUUUACCAAGUUCUUGAAGUCCUCCCCUGCGACUUCCCCGUCUGCAUGGGCACUGUCACCUGGCCGGUCCUUGGGCUCUUCCUUUGUUUUGUCUCCGCUGACGACGGUUGAGCGCGCGGUGACAGAUGGACGGAGAGGAAAACUAGGCAGUCAACGAAGUAGUGCAGUGAGCGGAGUUUUGAGGUUUUUUAAACCAAAGAAAGCGGCAGCGAUGAUGGAAGCAGAGGAGCUUCAUCGGUUUAGGAUUUUGCAGAAUAGGUUGUUGCAAUGGAAGUAUGUUAACGUUAGAGGUGAGACUUCCAUGGCUAACGUUAAAACCUUUGUUCAGGUAUUUACUUCUUCAUUUGUUUUGCUUUUAUUUUGA